UUCUCUGUCUUUGCGUGCGGUUCAGUUGUAGAAGUAGGAAGAAUCGUUCAAGUAGAGGCGAGAUCCGUGCGUUUUCCUUUUACCCGACUCGAAUACAUUUUAUAUAAACAAAAAAAGGAAUUCUUAAAUAUUAAAUAUAUGAACUGUACAACAAAUGCAAAUAAGUAACUUUUAAACUCGAAACACCAACAAGAAAUCAAAGCGAGUUACGGCAGCAGAAAGAAAAAAUAAAAGAAAAUAGCCUUUUGUUUAGCAAUUGUGCAAUACGUUAAAAAAGCCAAGCGAAAGCAGAACAUAGAGAAACUGUCGAAAAAAUUUAAUACGCAUCAUAAAAGAAUCUCGGCAACAGCAACAACAAUAUUGUGCAACACAAAGUAAACAAUUGUAAAAGCUUUAACAAAAACACACUCGCCCACACACACAUAUAUAUACACACUCACACACAACAACAAAAUGAGUGUAUGUGAGAACAAGACCGUUGUGCAACAGCAGUUGCAACAACAGGCCGCCGCUGCCGUUGCGGCUGCCGCAGCCGCCGCAGUUGCUCAGCAGCAGCAGCAACAACAACAGCCCACGCAAGUGGUGCCACAGCCGCAGCACAUGACGCCCCAACAACAACAACAGAGCACACAAAGCAUUGCCGACUAUUUGGCCCAAUUGCUAAAGGAUCGCAAACAGUUGGCCGCAUUUCCAAAUGUCUUUACGCAUGUGGAGCGCCUGCUGGAUGAAGAAAUUGCACGCGUGCGCGCUUCCCUAUUCCAGAUUAAUGGCGUUAAAAAGGAGCCACUUACCCUGCCGGAGCCCGAGGGCGCUAUGGUUACGCUGAAUGAGAAGGUUUAUGUGCCAGUGCGUGAGCAUCCAGAUUUCAACUUUGUUGGUCGCAUUUUGGGACCACGCGGCAUGACAGCCAAACAAUUAGAACAAGAGACUGGUUGUAAGAUAAUGGUACGCGGCAAGGGCUCCAUGCGGGACAAGAAGAAGGAGGAUGCCAAUCGUGGUAAACCGAACUGGGAGCACUUGUCUGAUGAUCUGCAUGUCCUGAUCACUGUUGAAGAUACAGAGAAUCGCGCCAAAGUCAAACUGGCUCAGGCUGUCGCUGAAGUGCAAAAGUUGCUCGUGCCGCAAGCCGAAGGCGAAGAUGAGCUAAAGAAACGUCAACUUAUGGAAUUAGCCAUUAUUAACGGCACUUAUAGGGACACAACAGCAAAAUCAGUCGCAGCUUUCUCAUGCGUUGGUUCUCCUUCUGCUUCUGUUCUGUAUCCCGCAGUGUGCGAAGAGGACUGGCGCCGUUUGGUUGCUGCAUCGGAUAGUCGCCUGUUGACGCCCACACUGUCCGGACUGGCUACACAGCUACGUUCACCCGCUAAUGCACCGCUGGGCGCACCCUUGAUACUUAAUCCACGCAUGACAGUGCCCACAACAGCGGCAAGCAUACUGUCCGCCCAGGCAGCGCCGACAGGUGCCUUCGAUCAGACCGCCCAUGGCAUGAUCUUUGCGCCGUAUGGUGACUACGCGAAUUAUGCUGCACUGACCGGCAAUCCUCUGCUGACGGAGUAUGCAGAUCAUAGCGAUGCACCUACAAUUGAGGCGCAGCCAGGAAACAGCAGCAAGAGAUUCGCAUAUGAUGUACUAAGAUCAGAUGGAAGCAGCAGCAUCAACAGCAGCAUAUUAACAACCAUAAGGGGAACAGCUGUGGGAGCGGAAACGGAACCGGAAGCAGUGUGGCAGUGGCAGUAACCCAGCAUUGUUUGCCAUUUUGUAUGGAAUGUGAAAUGCUAAUUGCAAGUUGUGCAAGACCCACUUGUUACUGACAACUACUAAAAUAACACACAACUCACACCACACCCACACCCUCACAACAACAUACAAGAUCACAUGUAUAUGCUCUACAAAAACAUAUCCACUCAAAGUCUGUGGCCUGUUGCUUGAACCUGCAGCACUCAUCUAAAUGCAACAGCAGCAACUGCAACUGCAAACAACAACAACAACAGCAAGAAGAAGCAGAAAAUAAUGUAUUGAAUUUUGUGGCCAUUUCUGUUGCGUUUUGCCAGCCAGCAAACAAAACGAAACAAACAAUUACAUUAACAAAUCAAACAUAGUUUUUAGAUUAAAUUAAAAACAUACAAAAAAAAAACAUGAAAGAAAGAAGAACACACAUAAUUAUUAUCUAUUAACCACUUUUAAGUUAUAGUACAUAGUGAAAAGUUCAGCGAACAAAAAUUACUUAAUUAAACUGCAGUCUCGUGCAUACAACCAUUGUGCAUAUAACAAAUAUCAAUUUGUUUAUAAAAAAAAAAAUUAAACAAAAACAGAGAAUAUCAAUUACCGAAUCUCAUCUGCAAAACGUUUUUUAUAACAUUGUAUUUUUUUUGAACAUCAAACAACGCGAUGAAGAAUCUUUUUUGUAGUUUUUUUAAGGCUAAACAAUUGUUUUAUCUGUGUAAUUAAUCACACACACACGCACACACACACAGACGCACAUCCACUCAUUAGGCGGCAAUUAAUUGUUGUAUGCUCUGAUAAUUUAUAAGAUUAUAACAAAAUAUCCAUUAUGCGAGUAUAUUUUUGUUAAAUUGACGCAAAUUCAUUGUUAAUGAAGAAUUUCGAUUAUGAUUAUGUUAUAUACUUUAUACACCCACUUACACACACACACACACACACUCACAUCAAUAUUAAGUAUAUAUAUCGCGCUGAUUGUGAGCGCGUGUGCUUAUUAAAUAAUACAAAAUAAAAGUAACAGCCAUAUUUAGUUAAUGAAAAGUAACGAAUAUCAAGCAUUAAUAAUGUACAAGUAAAAGCUAAAUAGUUUUAAUGUCUAGUGUUAAUAUUGAGCUCAAGCACAAUGUAUUAUACACCAGAAAGAAAAAAACAAUGUUAAAUAAAUAAUUCAUGAUGGGUAAAAGAUUUUUGACCAAAAUACCGCAUAUAAAACACAA
Messenger RNA from Drosophila virilis, 2936 nucleotides. RefSeq names its product protein held out wings (gene how). Gene Ontology annotation, cellular component: nucleus. Gene Ontology annotation, biological process: regulation of mRNA splicing, via spliceosome. Lineage: Eukaryota; Metazoa; Arthropoda; Insecta; Diptera; Drosophilidae. The record is from RefSeq and is a predicted model, not a curated record. Gene Ontology annotation, molecular function: mRNA binding.